UGAAACCACGUGGUGCUGACAUCAGCUGCCUUUCACAAUGACUGUGCUUAUAAGCAUCUGUACAUAGUGUGCUCUCGUGUAACUAACACUGACACGAGAGCAUUCGUUCCAAGCAGAGUGCUUAGUGUUCAGCAGUAAAAUGGAUCUGAAAAGAUAGGAAGGCAAAUUAGAGUAAUAUUUACAAUGCCAGCAGGUGAUUUUUUCAUUGUGGUGCUUCUUUGGAUGUUUGUUGGCAGGGGGGUUGAUGGUGAGAGAGUGACUGGAGUGUUGCAUGGGCAAGUGGAGCUCCGAGGACGCUAUGGACACCAUUCAGAUGUGUGCACUGUGGAAUGGAAUAAAUAUUCAGCUAAAAAUUCAACAAAAAAACUGUUAUAUUUGUUUCAGAAGCCAAAUAAUACUACAUGCCCAGAUCCCUGCCAAAACAUUAAUUUUAAUUCAGAGAAUAGGAGUCUUAUUUUGGUCCAUUUGACACCAGAAGAUGAAGGCAUUUAUGAGGAGAAAUCUACAUUUACAAAUAGCACCAUUAAAUAUUUUAAUAUCACAUUAACGUUUCUGACUGCAACAAACAUCACUGUCUCUUCUUCUCCUGGAUCUCUGACCCUGACGUGUGGGAUCAAGGGGGAGUUUCAGCUGCUGCAAUGGUUCAGAAAUGGCCUUCCACUGCCUGAAGACCAGGGAUUCUCCUUCAGUGAGAACAAGACGACCAUGCGGGUAUCCCACCCGAACAGUUCAGACUGCGGUACAUACACCUGUCGAGUUUCAAAUGAAAACGGAAAAUCAGAGGUGCAAGUCAGCAUCAAUGGUAACAGUACUGGCUUUCCUUGUAAGGACUCUGGUACUUCUCCCAGAGUUUCUGUCCUUGAACGCAUCUUGGUCCCUGUUGGAUCACUCCUCGGUCUUCUGUUUUUGUGCAUCAUUUUAAUUUGCAUCUGCAAAUAUUAUGAUGAUUGUUUUAUUUUAGGUCAUCGAAAAAUAAAAACUACUUCAACAGAAGAACCUAUUUACGACGAACCCACACAGUUACAGGAAGAAGCUGCUACUCCGACUAUGGACCCUUUGGUAGUUGUCUAUCAAGACUUCAUAAAACCAAAAGAUUCACAUCAGUCUGAAGACUUUGGCUACUCCACCAUUGCAGAUGUUCUGGAGAACACGCAGCAUUCAAACACCACAUGAGCACCAAGCUGCAGGUGUAAAACAAGACCUACGUUGUAAUGGGAGACUUACCAUGUGUUCCUUUAUUGUGUAUAAAAUUGAGCUUAGCUCUGGCUAACUCCAGUGGGUUCCUGUGAACUGCAGAUUUUCUCUGUGUGAACUCAAUGAUUCAGAAAAAAAAAAAUUUUUUUGGAGAAUGAUGCAAUUUCGUGGGUUUCCUCCGGGUGCUCCGGUUUCCCCCACAGUCCAAAGACAUGCAGGUUAGGUUAACUGGUGACUCUAAAUUGACCGUAGGUGUGAAUGUGAGUGGUUGUCUGUGUCUAUGUGUCAGCCCUGUGAUGACCUGGCGACUUGUCCAGGGUGUACCCCGCCUUUCGCCCGUAGUCAACUGGGAUAGGCUCCAGCUUGCCUGUGACCCCAUAGAACAGGAUAAAGGGUCUAGAGAUAAUGGGAUGGGAUGAUGCAAUUUCCUUCUGUAUUCUAUGAAUAUUUGUAAGACUAAAGUGGUUUUGUCUAGUUUCUAUGGUUUGUGAAGACCUUAAUUUUCAGAGUAAAAACCAUAAUUAAAUACAUUUUCUUUUUGAGAGUUACAAAUGUAGAAUUUUCAAAAAAUUGUUGCUGUAUGAACUAACUGCAGUUUCUUACUUGCAGUAUGUUACUUAUGCAGUCGUUGCUGAAGCUAUUUUCAUCUUUGUCAGUGUAUUAUUGUAACGUGUGUGAUAAUAAUGUAUCACCGCUGGGAGGACACUUUACCUGGUCGUGUACUUUGGCAGCUGCUAAUACCCCAGAACCUGCAGGAGAAAGGGCCUCACGGCAUUCAGCGGAAAUCAGCCAGCACAGGACUUCCAUUUUCACAGCUGCAGACAACAUUUUGUGCGUUGUUGUGAUUCCUGCAUGGCAUACGACCCCAGUCAGUGCUCCCGUGCCUCUGACCAGUCAUUGUAUUCCAGUGUUCUGAUGGCUCAGGUUCAGGUGGAUAUACUGGGUCCUUUUCCUACCAAUGACAUCAGCAACCACUACAUCCUGGUGACCAUGGACUUCUUCAUAAAGUGAUAUGAAGCAUAUCCCUGUCCAGCAAAGAUUUGCACUACUUUCCAUUAAAGCCAGUCAAGGAAAUAUUCUGCCAGUUUGGGGUGCCACAAGAGCUGCUCAGUGAUGAGGUAUGCAAUGUUGAAUCCGUCUUUAUAGGAGAAGUGUGUGGGUUCCUGUAACAUAUAUAUUGCAAAUUCAUUUGGACAUGUUCUCCCAGUGUUGGACUUAUCCUGUGUGUGUUUCUGGAGGUAGUCCUGUGGGUGCCUUGGCUCUGUUUUAGGUUGGAAACACUGGCUUAAUAAAAAAAAAAGAUCAGUUAACCAUG
Messenger RNA from Neoarius graeffei (lesser salmon catfish), 2509 nucleotides. Its product is annotated as HEPACAM family member 2-like. Lineage: Eukaryota; Metazoa; Chordata; Actinopteri; Siluriformes; Ariidae. The coding region runs from base 184 to 1173 and encodes 329 amino acids. The transcript is spliced from 7 exons. The record is from RefSeq and is a predicted model, not a curated record.